AUGUCCGACCUCCCACUGAGAGGUCGGGGCGCGAGGCCCCCUGAGGCAGUUCCUAGGAGCCGUCGUGGGGGGGACUCGGGCUCCGCACCACCAGCAAUACCACCAUUGGUUGCUGGCUCAUCGUCUUUUGGUGGUGAUGCCUCGCCAAUCUCGCCAGACCCUACCUCAACUAGGGCCACAUACUCAACUGUUGUGCCAGCUCGAUCUCGCCACACGUCGCCCCGCUGCAGGUCCCGUUCCACCACGGGCUCCACCCAUUCGUCCGCAUAUGAGUCUGACUCAGGGACGGCCCACCCCCAGGAGAUGGAGGUAGAGGGCACUCAGGGAGGGGAGGAGGUCUCGAGGGACCCCUCCGUCGACCUUCUUCUAGGUCAAUACGCCUUGAAGUUCCGAGACACGGUCGAGGAUCUUCCUGGCGAUCUCGAGGCAUUGGAUGACCUCGGUCGCCCGGCCUCCCCGUCUCGCAUCCCCGCCUCUAAGAAGCGUAAGGGUGUCGAUCGUCCAGUCCCACCUCCUCCUCAGAAGAAGAGUAAGGUGGCCUACUCUCGCCCUGGUCUGCCUCCGCCAAUCAAUCGCGCCACCAAACCCAAGCCCCGUCCAACGACGUGGGCAGGGAUUGCCAAACAGGCCGCUCCGAUGCCUCCCCCACCUCCUGGCUUGGGACCGCAACGUCGUGGGCCUUCUCCUCCCCCCGCAUUCCCAACGGGUCCGAUGAAGACUUCACCUCAUCGCCUCCCAACGGGUACUCCGUUUGAGGUAGCACUCCCAUCAUCGACGUCCUUUAUAAAGAUCCUCAAUGUUCCCUACUUUGAUCUGAAGGGGUCAAAGAUCACCCAGGAGGCGCUUGAGAAAGCCCUCCGUGCCUUGGUCCACGCUGAGGUCUUCGCAUAUCUGAGCACCCAGCCUCGGAUUGACCGCAACUCAGCGCACUCGACAUUGUGCACCGUGUACUGCAACGUUUGGGACUCCCAGCAGGGAACCCACGCCAAGAAGGCCCUAGGCCAACCGAUCUUCCUUGCUGGGCGGUCCUGCGCUAUCAGGCCCACCGCGCGACACACCGGGGUUCCGGUAUGCCAGCGCUGCUGGAAGUGGGGCCACCCCACCAUCGCCUGCAAGGCGAAACAGCUCUCCUGCCCCAUCUGCUCGGGUCCGCAUGAGCAGAAGGAGCAAUGCCAACAUGCAGGAUGUUGCAAGGGCAACGCGAAAGCGAAGCCCACAAUGGCCGCUGUGUCAACUGCCACAAAGACCACACCGCCAACUCAGUUCUGGGCUCAUUGCUACGACCGUGAGUGGAUCAUGGCCGAGUAUCGUCAGGUACAUGAGCAUGCUGCUUGCCGCCAACUUACUAACCCCCGAACCUAG
This is a messenger RNA of Cyclocybe aegerita, 1362 nucleotides long. The record is from the annotation of a GenBank genome assembly. NCBI's taxonomy places the organism in Eukaryota, Fungi, Basidiomycota, Agaricomycetes, Agaricales, Hemipholiotaceae.